AGAACUCUGCCAAAUUUAGUUGCAGAUAAAGUCGGAAUAUUCCCUGUGUUCAUCCCCUGUUUGAUCAUAGCUGGUGCAAUCGUGUUCGCCAUGUUUGCCAUCAGCAGCAUACCGGCAGUGGUGAUAUUCUGUCUGUUGUACGGGUUCUUCUCUGGAGCUUACAUCAGCCUGCUCGGACCGAUGUUCGCCGCGAUGGCAGAUCAUCCUUCGGAGAUGGGCGCACGAAUGGGCUUUGCUUUCGCCCUUGUAGGCGUAGCGGCACUGAUUGGAACACCGAUCGAUGGUGCGCUGGUGGGCAGCGGCCCCGAAUAUGAGUGGUGGAAAGCAAUUGUAUUUAGUGCGGUAGGUUAUGUAAGAGCGACACAUCUUAUCGUAGCUUACCAUGCUCUUAUCAGAUUGUCAUGCUGGUCGGAUGCGCAUUUGGGAUCGUUGGAAGUAUCAUGCUCGCGAAGAAGCGGGGAAACGAUGGGUCUGACAUACGGCAGCUAUCUCAUGAUGUUGAAAUCCAACAUUUUCCACUAA
Messenger RNA from Dacryopinax primogenitus, 522 nucleotides. RefSeq lists its product as uncharacterized. The annotation marks the transcript as partial. The record is from RefSeq and is a predicted model, not a curated record. Lineage: Eukaryota; Fungi; Basidiomycota; Dacrymycetes; Dacrymycetales; Dacrymycetaceae. Gene Ontology annotation, cellular component: fungal-type vacuole membrane. The transcript is spliced from 2 exons.